Molecule: messenger RNA, 879 nt
Organism: Cyclocybe aegerita
Lineage: Eukaryota; Fungi; Basidiomycota; Agaricomycetes; Agaricales; Hemipholiotaceae
Source: the annotation of a GenBank genome assembly
AUGAGGAUUUUUCGCUCAUUUUGUUUGGUUGCCUAUUGGAACAAACAGGCUGCUGCCAAACAAUGUUGGGAGAAACCUCCAAGCGAGCCCAGGAGGUCGAGUCACACUGUGACGAGCCUCGCCCUCCCCGCCCUUUCGAGCAGCGCUCCACCCAGCCGAGCUGCCAGGCUCCGAGCGUUUCGAACGGCGCUCGACCGCUCCAACUGCCCAACCCGUCGUCCCGCUCCUGCCCUCCGCUCCGUGCCCCCGUCCGUGCGCCGCCGCCCGCUCUCUCCACCUUGCCCCAAUCUGUCCCGAUCUGCCCGCUGGAGACGAGACAACAACAGGACUGACGCGACAACGACGCGACAACGACGACGACAAGCCACCACCAAGGAGGAAGAACCCCUUCCCUUCUACAACCCCGAACACAAGUCCCAAGUCCCGAACAGCGUGACAGAGAAGACAGGUAGCGACGCGAGGCGUAGCAGCACGAAGAUCGAGCACCAGUACGUCGCACAUCGUGGCCGGCGGCAAUGGCGUCAAUCCGAGGCCCAGUAUGAAGCUCUCCGCUGCUCAACAACAGAUGGGCACGAGGUGCAUCAUUUACGUGCCCCUUCGCCGUACGCCGUACCCUCGUCGUUCUUGGGUGGGAUGUCUGGAGCACAAUAUAUAGAUUUGCUACCUGUCUCAACAAUCAUAUUUCAUUCUCCUGCUCUGAAAUCCUGCUCCGAAAUCUCAAAGGCAAUGCUGCGGCUCCCUGUGACAUCUCCUAGCCCCAAUGCGCUUAGCUCGGCUGGCUCACCACAUGCCAAGGGUCAAGAACUGUCUUUUCCCUCGUCUCUACCACCCCCGGCUACCACCCUGGCCCUUCGCCAUCAAAACACGAAGCCAUCAUGA